This is a messenger RNA of Sinocyclocheilus grahami, 796 nucleotides long. Its product is annotated as low affinity immunoglobulin gamma Fc region receptor II-a-like. Gene Ontology annotation, biological process: immune response; cell surface receptor signaling pathway. Gene Ontology annotation, molecular function: transmembrane signaling receptor activity. The transcript is spliced from 4 exons. Lineage: Eukaryota; Metazoa; Chordata; Actinopteri; Cypriniformes; Cyprinidae. The record is from RefSeq and is a predicted model, not a curated record. Gene Ontology annotation, cellular component: external side of plasma membrane. The annotation marks the transcript as partial.
CUGAUCAUCAGUCCCAGCAGAACUCAACACUUCACAUCUGUCUCUCUCUCUCUGAGCUGUGAGGACCAGAGUAACUCUGAUAGAUGGAGAGUGAGAAGAUACACAGAGAGUUGGGGGCUGCAAGAUUGUUCGUCAUCACUGUGGGGAUCACAAACAGGAUCUACAUGUACAAUCAGCUCGAUUAUUGCUUCAGACACUGGCGUGUACUGGUGUCAGUCUGAAUCUGGAGAAAAAUAUCAUCCUGUUAAUAUCACUGUACACUUUUUUGUGAUUCUGGAGAGUCCUGUUCAUCCUGUGACUGAAGGAGAUACUCUGACUCUACGCUGUUUAAAUCAACAUUCAACCCCACCAAACCUCAGAGCUGAUUUCUACAAAGAUGGAUCACUCAUUCAGAAUCAAACUACAGAGAUGAUCAUCUCUAAUGUCUCAAAGUCACAUGAGGGUUUCUACUACUGCAAACACCCAGAGAGAGGAGAGUCACCCAAGAGCUGGAUCUCUGUUAGAGGAGUCUCAAAUGAAUGCUGCUGUAAAUUGUCUCAUUCAGAAUCUCAGAUCUCUGUCCUCCACACACUCAGUUCUGUACUGGCAGUUUGUCCAUAUCUGAUAGUGACUGUCGUGCUGAUUUUCAAAUGCUGCAGGAUGAGAGUUUCAUGUUGAAGAGGAAGAAACUUUAAUUUAAUCUGUUGUGAUGGUGAGAAAAUCAACUUCAUCUUAAAUGCAGAACUCCCUUACUGAUCGCUCUGUGUGUGUGUGUGUGUGUGUGUGUGUGUGUGUGUGUGAAAUACAGGAGUCAUCC